Messenger RNA from Saccostrea cuccullata (small rock oyster), 2623 nucleotides. RefSeq lists its product as uncharacterized. The coding region runs from base 210 to 2072 and encodes 620 amino acids. Gene Ontology annotation, molecular function: protein binding. The transcript is spliced from 4 exons. NCBI's taxonomy places the organism in Eukaryota, Metazoa, Mollusca, Bivalvia, Ostreida, Ostreidae. The record is from RefSeq and is a predicted model, not a curated record.
AUACCAAUCACAUGACUAACCACUCGGCGCCUAUAUAAAGGCGCCCAAAGCGCCAUUGAGCGUAGAAGCGCCCAGGUGAAUAUUUUGAUAGCAGCUGAACGUAUAAGACUAUCAAAUUCCGAAAAGGUACUGGUACAAACUUUCUCAUCAAUAGAAACUAAUUCAAGUUAUUAUUUGUUUGUAAACAAAACCACGUGUAUCAAUAAAUCAUGCUGAAAGUGAAAGUCACCCUGAUGUCUGCCGGAGAGCCAGAAAUACGACGGACGACGCUGGAAAAUGAUCCGGAUUUUGCUGAAUUAGAGAGAAAAGUGUCAGAGUUGUUCGGAGAAACGACUGGGACUUUUACGUUCCAUUGGAAAGAUGAUGAGGGUGAUUUUAUCACGAUGUCGAGUUCUGAGGAGUUUCAAGAGGCGAAUAAAAGCGCAACCGAGGAGACCCUGAGAUUUUUUCUUCGUAGAAUCGAAGAUCGUUCCAAACCGGAAGGGGACAUGAAAUUUAAUGAUGAUAAUCCUGGUAAUGAAAAGGAUACGUUGGCUCCGGAAGAAUAUGGAAUCAGGAGGAGGGAGCGCCGCCGACGUUAUUGGAGAGGAUUUGGUCAAGGUCAGGGUCCACUGCCACUUCGUAGGUUCAGACGAGCCGAGCAGCACCCGGACAAAGAUCAACCUCUCUCUGAAAGGAGGAUGCGAAGGUUUAUGCGUCGCAAAUUUGAGAAACGUGAAAGAUUUGAUCAACCUGGUGAUGGCAUCGAUCGAUUCCGAACCGGAUGUGGCAGUCGUCGGAAUCCAAUGUCCAGUGAAGGCUGCCACGAAAAGCCUGGCUCUUGUUGUCGUUGGAACGGGAACUACUGGCGUCGGAGGUGCAAUCAGCGUUCUGCCCGACAUUUUAGAGAGAGGUUGGAUGAUGCAUAUAUGGCGCGCGGUAGUUGCCGCUCAAGAAGGAGAAAUCGGGAAUGUUGCCUAGGGAAAAGAUGUGGCAAGCGAGCUAAUUCGGCUCCACCUACUCGUCGUUUUGGAAGAAAUCUUAACGAUUUCGGAAUGAUGAUGUAUGGAAAAAGAUGCACACGGUCAACAUCCGUCCCUGUGUGUAGGCAGGAAAAAGAUGACGAGAUUCAAACUUCUCCGAGAUACAGACACCGUAGAUUCCAAAAUGCAAAAAUAUGGCUCAAGAUCAAGGAAGACGGUUCUGUCUGCAAAUAUUUUAUGGAUUCCACCUGUGGAGAAGAGAAGAGGUGUCUUGGACGGCGCUGUAAAAGCUAUCAAAGAAGAGCAGCUAUGCUUGCAAAUGAAAAGUCACAGAACGUCAAUGAUCCUGCUUCCAAGAAUGAACAUAGCCAGGAGCCUGAAAUUUCAGAACUUGUUGAAACAAUGACCCUUGAGGAGGAUAUAGAGGGUACUGAAGAAUCGGAUGUAGGGACAAAGAGCAGUGAGGAGAGUAAAGAAGGCACCGAAGAAAGAGACACAGGAACAGGUGUCAGUAGAAGGAGAAAUUGCAGACACCGUCGAUAUCAUGGCGGGGAUGAUGAAACAGAUGAGAACCAAUCAGGGGAGACAAGCAAAAAGAAGUAUCACUGCAAGCACAGAUGUGGGCGCAGAAGGCACUCUGGUGAAGCCCAGGAAAACCCCGCCAUAAUCCGUGAAAUGACUGAAGAGGAUGAAAUGGAAACAAAACGACAAAGAAAAUGUAAAAUAAAGGUACACCAUCAAUCUACGGAUAGAGAUGCUUCCACAAAAUGCAGAAAUACUAAAGAACACGGCAUACGAAUCCUCACUUUGAAAGUUCGAAUGAAUGACGAUGGAAUGAGGCCCAGAAAACUAGCACGGAAACUUGACAGGAUUCUCAACCAGUACAGUGCAGAUCAAGGAAACAAACCGUGGGGAAGAAGAUGUGGACGAGAAUUCCUAGGAAGAUCACGUGGGCACGACUUCGAGCGUCAGCAUCGAAGAAUGCUGCGUCGUCAAGGAUGUCGUCAGGAAAGAGUCCGUUUUCUGUCGCCCGAAUUUCCACGCAAUAUCGGGGAGAAUAUUACAUCUUGUGGGGAGAGAAGAAUGCGUCCACGUGACUGUCCGUGGUAAAAGGCCCCCGACAAACGAAAUCGAAAUGGACGCACGUUUCCUUUUUAUUUUAAAGCUAUUACUCAGGUCUAACAUUAGGUUUUGUGUGCUUUGUUAUGGAUUUGAUAUGAAAGGUAUAACGUUAAACAUGCUGUUAUUGUAUUUUUUUUAAAAUACAUUGUAUUAGUAAAAUUAUCUACUGUUUUUCCUUGAAAAAAAGUAAAUUAAUGUUCAUAUACAGAAAUUUUGUUUUAAUAUCAACAACUGCUUGAUAGACAUUGCAGAAUAUGAAUGAUUUUUUAAAAAGAUGCAUGUGCCCUUAAUUACAUUUAAAAAUUUAUUGUGUUUAUAUAUUAAGUAACUUUGAAAUGGGUUGUUGGAUUGUUAUUAAGCUUGAUUUAGUGCUAGAAUUUAUCAAAUAUUCUUGUUUUUAACGUCACAAAUACAUCAAUGCCGUAGUACAUAGAAUUUUUUGAAGAUGUUUAUAGUUUAUAUUGAUGUUUUCCCAUCUCUUGUCUUCUUCUUGUGAAUAAGAAUUUACUAUAAUGUACCUAAUAAACGUGUUACUAGUA